Rhinocladiella mackenziei CBS 650.93 is the source of this 1893-nucleotide messenger RNA. RefSeq lists its product as uncharacterized. The coding region runs from base 1 to 1893 and encodes 630 amino acids. The record is from RefSeq and is a predicted model, not a curated record. Lineage: Eukaryota; Fungi; Ascomycota; Eurotiomycetes; Chaetothyriales; Herpotrichiellaceae. The transcript has a single exon.
AUGGCUGAGGCCCUGAGUGCGGCGAGCGGUGUCGCUGGACUCAUCUCAUUGUCGGUACAAUUGUUUGAUGGAUGCGUGAAAGGCUUCGUCUUGUUGUCAGCCGCGCAGGGCCUUGGCAGUCGUGCCGAAGUGUUCAACUGCCAGCUCGAAUGGGAACAUUACCACCUCCAUCGCUGGGCCUCUGUCGUCGGUCUCUUCAAAGAGCCGCCGGAGUUGAACGUCCCAAACCUACCUCUGGCGGAACGGACCCUUCGAACCCUCGAACAGAUCCUGACGAAUGCCGAGCAGUUACGUACUCACUAUGACCUCACGAUCGAUGUGACAGAUGAAGAGCUCAAGAGCAUACAAAGUCCCAAACGCUUGUUCGGAGGAAUUUUGAACUCGGCUGCCCAUACCUUUGUCAGCGAUACAGCUAAGGUCUACCAGCGGCGGGUAUCAUCAUGGAAAAAGCUGAAGUGGGCCGCCGUCGACCAGCAAAAGCUGGCCAGCUUGAUACAAGACAUCCACUUCUUCAAUGAACAGCUGCGCAGCACUCUCCAUCGGGUCGAAGAGAGCCAGUACCGAGGGGCUAGCAGCGACACAUUACGAUCAAUCAUCACCCAGACCAAUGACGAAAAGCUGUUGCAAGUGGUGGCGAACAAGUUGAGCUCGUUUGAUGCUGCCGUCCAGGCUUCAGCCCGACUCAAACAACGCGGAUUAUUAUUGGAGGUGUGGCAGGAGCAAGACCAGAACGAUGAUGGUGACACUAGUACCCUGGUCGCCCGAACAGAUGGGAUUAUGCCCCGAUCUUCGCCGACGUCCUCCAACCAGACUAUGAAGAGAAAGGUCUUGCCAGUGAAACGGGCUCCUCGCUCUAGCUGUUUGCUUGAUUUCAAGCUUUUACGGAGGACCGAAGACAAAACCAAUAUCGGUGUCAUCCGUGAGAUGGCAAUAUUUGACCAAGCUCAAGUCAUCCUCGAAUGGAAGGGCCUGCCUGAGCACCUCGAAAAGCGACUGAAGCACCGCGUUGAAGCUGUCGCCGAUUUCCUCUCUGGAGUGAACGAUCCCACAUUCCACUCGCUGACUUGUCUGGGAUAUGUGAAGGAACCCAAGACGUCGAAUUAUGCUUACGUUUUCCAACCUCCCUUAAAGGAGUCGUUCUCCACGAAGACUCUAGCAGAUCUGCUUCAGGGCGAUAUCGUGUUACCCAGCAUCAAUCAGCGCCUCACACUGGCUGCGACCCUCUUUGAGACAGUUCUUCAAUUCCACACGGCUGGCUGGCUCCACAAAUCUAUCCGUUCAGACAAUAUUUUGUUCUUCCAGCCAGCUGAUCGACCUUGGACGGGAACGCACUCUCUCCCUGAUGCGUACCUUGGAGGUUACGACUUCGCCAGGAGCGAUAACAUCCUCGAGACAACCGAGCCUCCUGUCGGUCAUGAACCGGCGCGAUUAUAUCGACAUCCCCUCUCAUUGACUCGUGAGCGUAUGGCUUACUGUAAAGCCUUCGAUCUUUACAGCCUAGGAUGUGUUCUUCUUGAAGUCGGGUUGUGGCGUCCGAUGUUGGUAAUGCUGGCCGAUUGGACGCAGCAGAAACCAUCAGGUAAAAAUGAUUAUUGUCUUCCGCCUCGCUCGGUGAUCGUGGACCCUAGCACCGUCUCCAACUGGCACUUGAUCUUGGAAGAGAAAGAAUCCUUCCUCACAAGCACACAAUCUGGCUGUAUCGCCGAUGAACUCCGAUUCUGCAUGGGGGAUCGUUACAGUCGCAUUGUCUCGGAUUGUCUGAGUGAGGCCUCUAAGCUAAUAACCGAGGGUGAUGAAGAGGAAGAAGAGCAGGAUGACAGUGGACGCGAGUCGUCGCUCGACAUCCAGAUUGCCAGCUUGCGGGCUCUAAGGUCGAUGCUUGAGCAUGUGUGA